Molecule: messenger RNA, 1222 nt
Organism: Xiphophorus hellerii (green swordtail)
Lineage: Eukaryota; Metazoa; Chordata; Actinopteri; Cyprinodontiformes; Poeciliidae
Gene: hoxa2b
Product: homeobox A2b
Exons: 2
Coding region: 1-1032 (343 amino acids)
Biological process (GO): regulation of transcription by RNA polymerase II
Cellular component (GO): nucleus
Molecular function (GO): RNA polymerase II cis-regulatory region sequence-specific DNA binding; DNA-binding transcription factor activity, RNA polymerase II-specific
Source: RefSeq, a predicted model, not a curated record
AUGAAUUACGAAUUCGGGCGAGAGAGCGGUUUCAUCAACAGCCGGCCUUCGCUCGCUGAGUGCCUGACAUCUCUCACUAACCCCGUCGGUGAUGCGUUUCAAAGUCCAUCAAUCAAGGGCUUGACACUGAUUCCUCCUUCCCCCCUUGAGCAGACCAUCGGCGGCUCGAAGCCCAGCGUCCACCCACGCUGCAAGCGGGCUCUGAAAGGCUGCGGUCCGCUGCGGGGUGAGUCCCUGCCCACGGAGUACCCGUGGAUGAAGGAGAAGAAAAGCGUCAAGAGGAGCCAGACUACCGCUUCUUCCGCCGCUGCCGCAGCAUCUGACCUCUCUCCCCAAGGCAAGACGGGAUUGAUUAAUAACCUUCCUCCUCAAAAGGCUCCUCGUUUUUCUCCUGAGAGACCAGAGACUGCUGAGUUUGUGGGGACAUCCAGGAGACUGAGGACCGCGUACACCAAUACCCAACUCCUGGAGCUGGAGAAGGAGUUUCAUUUUAACAAAUACCUCUGCAGACCCAGGCGGGUAGAGAUAUCUGCGCUGUUGGAUUUAACGGAGAAGCAGGUGAAAGUGUGGUUUCAGAACAGGCGAAUGAAGCACAAAAGGCAGACCCAGUGCAAGGAGAACAGGGACAGCGAUGGCAAGUACUCUGCGGGACUGGGGGACGAGUUGGAGCCGGCUGAGGAAAGCGACGAGGACUGCGCGCUCCUGCAGAAGGAGCGGUCCGGCCUCCACCAACACACACUGACUUCACAACGGUGUCAAAACGGACACAAUGACCAGGACCACAGCCCUCCGAGCUGCACUGAGAAAAAUCUAAAGCAUCUUAGCAGCCCAGCACCCAUCUGCGUGUCAACAAUAGGCCCGGACAAUGCUCAGUCCGCCGGCCCGGACGCCUCAAUGCAGGAUUACAUUUUCUCCUCAUCGUCCUUUUUCUCAUCGGAUUCAUCACAGAGUCCGCUGCCUUUAUCAUCUGUAACUUUUGACCUUUUGUCAGAGACACUCACAACAAUGGACCUGCAAAAUCUCAGCUACUGAAAUCUGUUCUAUUAUUAUCAUUAUUAUUAUUAUUAAAUGCAUUUAUUCAGUUUAUCGUGUGGGUGGGAGAUUUACAAAAAAAAAGACCUCGCAAAAAGGUGAGUUAAUGGACAUUUUUCAACACACAUUCUGGUUUAUUUUUAUAUGGAUCUGAGAUUAUUAUAUUUCUUGAAAUAAACUUUUACAAUUA